UAUUUAUUUAUUUCAUAAUAAACUGAAAUUUUCAUUUGAUUAUAUAUUUUCAUAUAUAAUUUGUAUAAAAUCUCUAUGUACAUUAUACUAUCAUUAGAGCAACCAAAGUAAAAGAAGCUAUGGACGACAAUUCUCGGCAAUUGGUUAAUGACUGUUUUUUAAGACCUAUAAGCGAUCCAAAAACAACGAACACCCCUAACAAUGUAACUCAUUCUGCGCCAACUCUCAAAACAGAAUUACAAGUUGUUAGACUUUCAGAUGAAUCACAUAAAAUAACUAUGGAAACUCUUCGGUUCAUACAUGGAAACAAUUUUCGUUUAGAUGACAUUUCAAAGUACAAAGAUCGUGGUGGGCGUCAAAAAAAAUCAUACUGGGAAGAUCGUGGUACGCUAAUGGUACAAAGCAUUACAAACUAUUCGAAUGUGUCUAGCAAAGAUACUAAUGAAGACAGAUUACGGCGUUUUGCAUUACUCAAAUUGGAAAAUUAUGGUUAUGCAGCUAGCCACUGCGUUGAAGCUUAUGACCAUUGUAAAGGUGAUACUGAUGCAGCCUUGUUACUACUAUUUUCCAAAUAUAUGAGAAUUCCAGAUAAAUCAUUAUCAGAAAAUGAGAUAUUACCAGAUGAUAUUACUGAGGAAGAAUUACUCACUUUGCGCGCGGAAGAGAAAGAUGUGUUGGAAUCAAUUUAUGAAAAUGCUUUCGUAGAAAAAGAACGCAACGUAAUUUGGUCUCUUCAGUUUAAAAUUAAUUAUUUAUUAUCAUAUAGCCCCUCUGAAUUAAAAAAAACUAAGGAGUCAAUAAAUAAGCCCACUAAACCUGUUAAUGAUAACGGCUUGAAAAGGUGUCGCAAUUUCGAUAAAGAUGGUACAUGUAGAUUCGGGAAUAAUUGCAGAUUUGCACAUGUUAAGAAGGAAACUGAAAAGGAAAAAACUACAAAAGCAGUGUUAGAUGAAAAUGAAAACGAGCAUUGGUUUUUCUUAGAAGUACGAUUUCCACCAGACACUAAAUAUCCUUAUGAAGCUCCAUACAUUUACGUUAAAACAACAUGCCAUGAUAUACCACGAGAUAUAUUAUUGCGUUUAUCACGACAUUUAUAUAAUACAGCACGUGAUAUUUGUAGAGAUGGCAUGUCUUGCGUGUACACAGUGUGUGAACAACUUCAAACAGAAGAAACAAUACUCAAAUUCCUAGAUGAAGAUCGAGAAAUAUUUUUAAAUGCUGACAAAUCUAUUUUUUACGUUGAGGACGAGGAGAGUAUAAUGAAUAAGCAAGAAGAAGUUAUAAAGUCAUUACCAACGCAUUAUGAACGUGGAGAAACUGCUUACAAUGAUCAUUUUCAGCGAAACGCAAUGCAACUAGAAAAAGAUAAUCGUAGUUUAAUACGACGAUUUUUGGAUAGACAAAAUGAUGAAACCUACCUCAAAAUGAUGUUCGCUCGAAAAAACUUGCCAGCAUUUACGAAAAUGAUGGAAAUUUUAAAUAUGAUAGAAAAUAAUCAGGUUGUUGUUAUUUCUGGUGAAACGGGAUGUGGCAAAUCUACCCAAGUGCCUCAGUUUAUAUUAGAUAAUUGGAUGUAUACUUCUUCUAAAUUAGAUAAGUCUAAGCCAGUACCUCAUGUAGAAAUAAUAUGCACACAACCAAGACGCUUAUCUGCUAUUGGCGUAGCAGAACGCGUGUCAAACGAACGCAUUGAACGUGUUGGACAAUCAAUUGGUUAUCAAAUUCGCCUAGAAAAUAAAAUAUCGCCAUCUACUCGUCUAACCUUUUGUACAACAGGCAUUCUUUUACGACGUUUAAUGUCUGAUCCUUUAUUAGAUACAAUCACUCAUAUUAUCGUUGAUGAAGUUCACGAGAGAAGCGAAGAAUCUGAUUUUUUACUUAUGAUUUUAAAAAAUUUAUUAAAAGAACGUCAAGACCUAAAAGUUAUUCUUAUGUCUGCUACAUUAAAUGCUAAACUCUUUUCGGAGUACUUUGGAAAUGCACCAGUUUUAGAUAUACCCGGGCGUACAUUUCCUGUUGAGCAGCUGUUUUUGGAAGAUAUAUUGGAACUUAGCGAUUACGUGAUAGAAUGUGAUUCUCAAUAUAGUCGAAAAAUACAGAAAAAAGAGGAAGAGGAACUAAUGCAGGAGUUGGAAUAUGCUGAUGUUAAGUCGGUAAAGGUUGCACCGCCAAAAAAUCAUAAAGAUGAAAAUUUAAGCUUAUCUGCAAUUUAUGCAAGAUACAAUGAUUAUUCAAAGAAAACGUGCAAAUCAAUUUUUCUCAUGGAACCAAUGAAAAUUAACCCUGAGCUUAUAGAAGCCAUAUUAAAAUUUUUCGUGGAAGGUGAACACAGCUGGCCAAAAGAGGGUUCCAUUCUAAUAUUUUUACCAGGUUUACAAGAAAUUCAACUAGUAUUUGAUUCACUAAUGGAUAGCACUCUUUUUGGUCCAAGAAGUAACAAAUUCGUUAUUAUCCCACUACACUCAACUUUAACAAGCGAAGAGCAAUCGGCAAUUUUUCGUCCUGCACCAAAAGGUAAAAGAAAAAUUGUAUUAAGUACAAAUAUUGCGGAAACAUCAGUGACAAUAGAUGACUGCGUUUUUGUUAUCGAUAGUGGAUUAAUGAAAGAAAAACGUUUUGACUCUAAUCGCAAUAUGGAGAGCUUAGAUCUAGUGUGGGUAUCUCGUGCAAAUGCAAUGCAACGCAAAGGUCGUGCUGGUCGCGUAAUGCCAGGAGUUUGUGUACAUUUGUUUACGGGUCAUCGUUUUCAUCAUAAUAUACUUAGUCAACCUGUACCUGAAAUUCAUCGAGUUCCUUUAGAACAACUAGUUCUACGAAUUAAAACAUUGCCAAAUUUUAAUGAAUUAAAUGUGUUAACAGUUUUGGGUCAAACUCUAGAACCGCCAACCGAAGAAAAUAUAAUUUCUGCUGUUAAUCGUUUAGAAGCUGUGGGUGCAUUAGAUAGUGAGCAAAAUCUAACUCCUUUAGGUCAUCAUUUAUCGCAACUACCAGUAGAUGUAAGAAUUGGAAAAUUGAUGCUUUACGGUGCAAUAUUUCAUUGUCUGGACAAUGUGUUAACAAUAGCUGCUUGUUUAAGUCAUAAAUCGCCAUUUGUUAGUCCUUUCAAUAAACGUAAUGAAGCACAAAAUCGAAAACGAUCUUUUAGUGUGUCGAAUAGCGAUCACUUAACAUGUUUAAUGGCUUACAAUAAAUGGUUGGAUGUUUCGAAACGAAGUUAUUUAGCUAGUCGUCACUUUGCGGAUGAAAACUUUUUAUCACUUAAAACUUUACAAACUAUAUCGGAAGUUAAAUAUCAAUUUUUGGAAUUGCUCAUAUCGAUUGGAUUUGUCCCGAUAAACUUACCCCGUAGAAGGAAAAAUGCAGACGAUAAUAUUCUACAAUUGACUGGUCAAGACCUUAAUACCAAUGGCGGAAACAAUCGACUUCUUGUAUCGUUAUUGUGCGCUGCAUUAUAUCCCAAUAUUGUUAAAAUUUUAACACCUGAGAGAAGUUAUAUUCAAACAGUUGGUGGAGCAUUCCCAAAACCUGCAACUGCCAAAGAACUUCGCUUCAAAACACACGGCGAUGGUUUUGUUUCCAUUCAUCCAUCUUCUGUAAAUUCCGAUAUUGGUACUUUCCAGUGGCCAUUCUUAAUAUAUCAAGAAAAAGUGAAGACAUCUAAAAUUUUUGUAAGAGAAUGUACUAUGUUGCCUUUAGUGCCGUUAGUGCUUUUUUCUGGUAGUGACAUCAAAAUAGAACUACACGGUGGUGAUUUUCUUUUUUCUAUAGAAAAUGGUUGGGUUCUUCUUAAAGCAUACAACCACGAAACGGCGGAAAUAAUUCAAUGCUUACGAAUUGAAUUAUUUAAGUUAUUGGAAGAAAAAAUUCGUGAUCCAUGCCUUAACUUAUUAAAUCAUGAAAAUGGACGAAAAAUUAUUAACAAUAUUGUAUAUUUAUUUCGAUUUCGUGUUUCGUUUCUUCCAAUUCCUAACGCCACUGGUGUUAUUAGCUUUAUUCUGGGCGCUGAAAUUGUUUCGUGCGAAAUAAACAUUCUAACAUUUGCAGAAAUGAGUAUUUCACAGAAGCGGAAGGCCGGCGAGGUUUCACAAGAUGCAAAACGUCCAAGAAUCGAAGACAGAGACUGGACACCUGGUAAAAUAAUGAAAAUUAAUUUAAAUAAUUUUAUGUGUCAUAGUAACAUGACGCUAACAUAUCAUCCGCGCAUGAACUUCUUAGUUGGUGCAAAUGGUAGCGGGAAAAGUGCGCUAAUGACGGCUGUAUCAGUAGUCUUAGGUGCGAAGGCUAGAGUAACGAACCGCUGUGAUAGUUUGAAAAAUCUCAUAAAAACUGGUCAAAACUCAGCGAAGAUUGAAAUAACUAUUUUUAAUGGUGGCCCCGAAGGGUAUAAAACUGAUAUAUAUGGGAACGAAAUUACAAUUAUAAAGCAAAUCACUAUGAGUACAUCCUCAUACACAAUCAAAAGUGGAAAUGGUCGAACCAUUUCAAAAAAGCUUGACGAGUUAAACAAUAUCAUGCUGCAUCAUAACAUACAAGUUGACAAUCCAAUAUUCGUUUUGAAUCAAGAUGCUGCACGCGAAUUCCUACGAACUAUGGAUGAGUCUCAAAAUUUCAAGAUGUUCAUGAAGGCAACACAGCUUGACUAUAUAAGUCAAAAACUUUCUGAAUGCCGUAGAGAUCAAAUCAAUUACCAAAAUCGCUUGAAAUCUCUAAAAGCUACAAUUGAAAUGAAACAAAAGGAAAUAAAAAACGUAAUUUACACAAAAAAAGAAAUUAGAGAUAUUAUAUUAGCAAAAAAAGAUUUCGAAACAAUCAUAUAUAAUAAAGAAAAUAUGGAAAUAAACUUUACUCAAAAGAAAUGUGAAAGCGAUCAAAGAUUAGAGCAAGAUAAAAUCAUAUGUAAUAACUAUUUAAAAGAAUGUACAGAAGCAAGAAAAAAAGUUAAAGAUCAUCGUGAACAAGUAAUAGAAAUUGAAUCUAAAAUUAAAGCAAUAAAAAACAAAAUGGAUUCCUUAAAUACAAAUAUUAUACAAAUAAAUUGUGCUAUUUCUAAUGCUGACGAAAGUAAUGCUGCGCAAAAACAAGCUGAGAAUACAAGAAAAUUGGAAGCACUUAAUGAACGUCUAACUGAAUCAACUAGAAAAAUAGAUGAAGAAAAAAAUAAACUAAAUAUGUAUAAUCAGCAAAAAAUUGAAUUAAACGAGAAAAUGCAAGAAAUAGUACAAAAGAAGGACGGUAUGCGAAGACAACUAGCCAACUUUGAUAUAAAUAUAUCAUCUAUCAACAAAAAGGAUCCACUUUCAGUGUAUUCUUCUGUCAUCCCUAACCUAAUGAAAGUUAAACAAAGGAUUGAAGUACUUUAUAAAGAAGGGAAAUUUUCUGCUCAACCUAUAGGUCCAUUAGGUAUUUACGUGAAAGUGCCCAAUGAAAAUCUAAGAAAUAUAAUUGAAUCAGUGAUUCGGAACCUUCUCAAAGGUUUUAUUGUAAAUAAUGCUGAGGAUCGUGAGGUCUUGGAAGAGAUAUUUCGGACGCUCAGUCCCACAGCGAACAUACCAAUAAUUCAAAUGAAAUUCAUGAAAAAGGUUUACGAUGUUUCAAACGGUAAAGUAGAAUGUCCAAAAGGUACCAAAAUUUUAAUGCAUGAAAUUGAAUGCAAACAUCCGGUUGUCAUGAAUUGCUUAAUUGAUAGACAACAAAUCGAAUGUAUAUUACUAGCUGAGAACAACAAAGCAGCUGAGAUGUUGACAUCUCAAAAGCAAAAUGUACCACAAAAUCUAUUUAAAAUAAUUGUGCCAAGUCAAAACACUGAGUUUUAUCCAGCACCACACUUUAGAAUGUAUUCCUUAAACAUUAGAAAAGCACAACUCAUUCAAGUUGAUGUACAAGAUCGAAUAAAUCAAAUACAGAAUGAGAAAAAGUCAGUACAGGAGAAUAUUGAAAAACUGUCUAUGGAUAUAAAUCACAUAAGAAGUGAACAACAAAAACUAGUUGCUAACAUAGCAGAGUCUCGCAAAAUAGUUCAAAAUAGUGAAACGUCUAUCGACAAUAUAAAGGAAGAAAUUCUAGAUUUAGGAACAUUUGAAUUGCCAGCAUCUUCGAAUAUAGAACGAUUGAAAAUCAUUAAAUCGGAACAUAUGCAACAGUUAAAUAGUAAAAAAAAGGAAUUAGAAGAGAACGAAAAAAAAAUAGAAGGAGCAAAAAAUGAAUUAAUUAAAUAUGAAAAAGAAUUAAGAGAAAAUGAGCAUUUGUUAUCGUCAACACAGAAAGCAAUUGAAGAAGAAAUGGUGCAGAAGGGCGAGCUAGAAAAUCAGUUUAGAAAAAUUAAUGUUUUAUACAAAAAUUCUAAAGAUAAGUAUGCGCAAAAAAAUGCGUUGCAAUUAAAACUGGAGAAUAAAACAGUAGAAAUGACCAAAGAAAUAAGUGAAUUGAUAUCCUUGGCCUCACAACAUGGAGAGAGAAUUGAUUCAGAUGAGUCAAAGGAAGAUGUUAAUUCGAAAAUAAAAGUAAUAAAUGCACAAAUCAAAUCCCGAUCGAACAUUACUGACAAUCCAGAAGAAUUACAAUUAAAAAUAAAUGAUUUAAUACAAGAAUUAAACGAUAAUCAUGACAUUUAUAAAUCCUUUAAAUUAUUGGUUGAUACGCAACAGGCAACUCUUCAACAUCGCCGCACUGUUAACGCAAAGAUUACAAAAUCAAUGUUCAUACUGGUCAAUUUUAGUUUUCAGCAAUAUCUCAAAUCUAGAAGAUUUAGUGGAGAAAUAUUGUUCGAUAUAAAAAAUCGAACUCUUAAACUACGAGUUACUCCCCCAGUUACGUCAAAUAUAGAAGGCGCUGUUGAUAGUACAAAAUCUUUAUCAGGUGGUGAAAGAUCUUUCACCACUGUGACUUUCUUAUUAGCGUUGUGGACAUGUGUUGAUCACCCAUUCAUUAUUUUAGAUGAGUACGACGUCUUCACAGACGAAUUGAGUCGUGAAUAUAUAAACCGUCUACUUGUACAAGAAUGCGCAAAAAAGAGGAGACAGUACACGUUUUUAACUCCUCUUGAACAAAAUAUAAAUUGCGUUAAUAAUGGCAAAAUUCAUAAACUAUCGGAUCCAUAAAAAUAUACAAAAUAGCUACAUCACAACUGCCUUAGCUUUUAAAAAAUUUCAUUAUAUACUUUACCAACAAAUCUAGUAACAUAGUAUCAUAUCUAGUAACAUAAUACUGUACUUUUUUACAUAUAUAAUAAUAUUAUGUGAUGUUUUUCACUUUAUUAACCACCAACAAAUCUAGUAACAUAGUAUCGUAUCCAGUAACAUAAUAUUGUACUUUUUUACAUACCAUAUAUAAAAAUAUC
Messenger RNA from Teleopsis dalmanni, 7336 nucleotides. RefSeq lists its product as uncharacterized. Gene Ontology annotation, cellular component: intracellular anatomical structure. The record is from RefSeq and is a predicted model, not a curated record. Bases 120 to 7097 code for a protein of 2325 amino acids. The transcript has 27 exons. Gene Ontology annotation, molecular function: RNA binding; protein binding; ATP binding. NCBI's taxonomy places the organism in Eukaryota, Metazoa, Arthropoda, Insecta, Diptera, Diopsidae.